This is a messenger RNA of Rubroshorea leprosula, 498 nucleotides long. NCBI's taxonomy places the organism in Eukaryota, Viridiplantae, Streptophyta, Magnoliopsida, Malvales, Dipterocarpaceae. The record is from the annotation of a GenBank genome assembly.
GAUCAUCACAGAAAUGGGAAAACUCACCAUAUCACUGAGUGGUAUGGCAUUGGCUGCCAUAACCAGUUCAUCACUUGGUUGUAUAUUUGCUCUUAGACACUCAGGCACUUGUCGUGGUGCUAUUGCAGAAGUUGCAAACUUGCAAUUAAUAAAACACAAUGGUCUUACCUCCCCUGUAAAAAGUACAGGGCGUCCUUCACCUGCAGCCUUGAUUGCAUCAAAUUUGUUCUCAUGUUUAGCCCUCAAUCGUUGAGCAGACCACCGAGAUGAAGCACCCUUUAUAGAAUUAAGAAACAACAAAUAACUCAAAAAUCAAAUCAUAUAUGCGAGUGGAAUAUUGCAACUGAGAUAAGAGUCUUAAUGGUAUUGUUUGGAUUUGGCCUUGGUAAAACCUGUUCAACCACAUACUGAUUUGUUUUCGUUCCUUUUUAAGGGUAAUGUACGCAGCAAAAUGUCGCUCAUCAAGCAAUUGGAAUAGAAUAAACAGCAAAUGGACAG